Pieris brassicae (large cabbage white) is the source of this 3944-nucleotide messenger RNA. Its product is annotated as organic cation transporter protein-like. Lineage: Eukaryota; Metazoa; Arthropoda; Insecta; Lepidoptera; Pieridae. Gene Ontology annotation, molecular function: transmembrane transporter activity. Gene Ontology annotation, biological process: transmembrane transport. The transcript has 14 exons. Gene Ontology annotation, cellular component: membrane. The coding region runs from base 339 to 2045 and encodes 568 amino acids. The record is from RefSeq and is a predicted model, not a curated record.
UAAUGCACAUAAAUUCGUAUUUAUAAAUUUACUUCAUUUAUUUAAUGUCAGUAAAGUAACUUCUGUUUAGUUGAGGUGGAUAAUCAUAAUUUUGUCCAGUAACAGUUUAGUGGCGAGUGAUUAUUAAAUCCACUAUAAAUAGCACGUGGAAUAAUUAAAUUUAGCAAUGGCCUCAUACAAGACGGUAUCGGAACCAAUUACUAAGUUAUGUCAUAUAGUAACCAGAUAACACCUUAAUUUUUGCUGCCCCGUCCAAAAGAUAACAUUAUCGCUGCUCAUUGUACGUAACAGUAACAAUCAGUAUUGAAUAUACAACCGGUCGUGUUGUGUGUGUCAAAAUGAUGCUCACUGACGUAUCUGGGACAGAGGAAGCCGCAGAAGAACUAAACAAAAAGCCCAAAAGCGAUGGAAGCGAUGCACUGGAGUCAGUCAUUAUGCAUGUGGGUGAAAUGGGAUUAUACCAGAAGUUAUUAUUUGCAAUGAUGGCUCCUUUUGGAAUAUUCUUCGCAUUUGUGUAUUUCGUUCAAAUGUUUAUUACCGCAACGCCACAACGUCAUUGGUGUAGAGUACCAGAGCUGGAACAUUUGGAUAUGGAAGUGAGACGCAACUUGACAACACCAGUCAUUGGUGAUGAAUGGGAGAAAUGCUUGAUGUAUGACACGAAUUGGACAGAAGUUCUUAUAAAUAUGACAGCACCUAUCACCGCAAACCUGAUUCCUUGCAGAGACGGCUUAGAAUUUGAACUUGGGGAUAUCCCAUACCAUACAGUUGUUAGUGAGCGAAGUUGGGUCUGUGAGAAAGCUAGCUAUGCACCAAUAGCUCAAGCCACCUUUUUCGCUGGUUCCACGCUCGGCGGUAUCCUCUUCGGCUGGAUAGCUGACUUCUAUGGCAGGGUGCCAGCUUUGGUUGGAGCCAAUAUAAUUGCAUUCGUUGGAAGUGUUGCUACAAUCUAUACAACUAGUUUAUGGGAUUUUAUCAUAUCUCGAUUCAUCGUCGGCAUGUCCUAUGACACGAUAUUUAUGGCUAUGUAUAUUUUAGCCUUAGAGUACGUUGGUCCCCGUCACCGUACAUGGGUUGCAAAUAUUUCUAUAGCAAUAUAUUUUGGCGGUGGUUGUCUAAUGCUUCCCUGGAUAGCUAUAGCCGUUGGUGACUGGAAAAAAUUGCUCUGGUACACCAGUUUGCCUUAUCUCAUCGUUGUAUUCGUGCCUUUUAUUGUACCUGAAAGUGCUAGGUGGCUUGCGUCUCGGGGCAGAGUGAACCAAGCAGUAAAGGUUUUGAAACGAUUUGAAAAAGUUAACGGCACUACAAUUCCUCAAGAUGUAUUGGAUGAUUUUAUAGUGUCUGCAAGUCAAACUCGUCAGAACAAGCAGGAGUCUAUCAAAAGUGUUUUUAAGAGCGGCCCUCUCCGAAGGAUGAUGUUUUUGAUGGUGAUGGCAUAUAUGGCGUGUGCAAUUAUCUUCGAUGGCCUCGUGAGGAUGUCAGAGGGUCUGGGAUUGGAUUUCUUUAUCACAUUUACACUGACUUCAGCGACUGAAAUACCAUCAGUUACGCUAUUGGCUUUGGUAUUGGAUAGAUGGGGAAGAAGAAAUCUUGUUUGUGGACCUUUAAUAAUAUCUGGAACAUUAUGUUUUAUUGCAGCUUUUGUACCGAAAGGUGUUCCUCAAGUGUCUCUGGCAAUAAUGGCCAGAUUCAUGAUAAAUAUGGCGUAUAACUCCGCCAUGCAAUGGUGUACAGAGCUCUUACCUACCGCUGUGAGAGCCUCCGGAUCCUCACUAAUACAUGUCAGUGGAUAUGUUGCCACUGUAGUGUCACCAUUCGUCGUGUUUUCUGAAAGACUAUGGCGUUCGUUACCACUGCUUAUCCUGAGUGUUAUAGCAAUGACAGCGGCUGCUUUUGGUUUUAUGCUACCAGAGACAAAGGGCAGACCGAUGCCACAAACAAUAGAAGAUGGUGAAAGAAUUGUACGGAGCUACACAUUAUGCGGAAGUACUCCAGUAGGUGAGACGGAAGCAUACAAUGAUAAAGAAAAAGCACUUGACACUUAGUACAUACAAAGGAAACCUUGAAUUUUAAAAAGGAUAUAUUGGUAUGGUUCGUAAUUUAAGCAUAAAAAGCACAUAGAAAGAACGUUUGACUGUUUUAAUUAUUGUAAAUUUAUUCUGUAAACUAAAAAACUUAAUUAAUUUAGAAGAGACUUAAUUAAUUAUUUUUAAUUACAUGUUUAGUACAAACAAAACCUUUUGUCGAAUUGUUGACGAAGUACCAUAGACAUCGAUAUUGUAUUUAGAACGGAGAAAUGAAAUAUAGUAAGUCAAUGAAGACCGCUCAUUAACGCACACCUAAGUGCACGGAUUCAAUAAUAAGAAAUUAAGCACUUUUAUAUAACAAUGCACAGAACUAAUCAAUAAACUGUUUUAUAAUUAUAACUAAAAGAGUAAGAUCUCACAAUAGUGCUAAUUCUAGUAAUUAGUCGUAGAAAUUAAACAUUUAAAUUGAAAUAAUUAAACCAAAAAUAAAGUCAUAUAUGUACCGAUAUUUGUGAGUUACUAUUUAUUUGUAUUGACUGACGCCUAAACAAUUAGUCCGAAGAGUCGAGUCAUAUUGCGUCAUUUUACGAAUAGCAAAAAUAUAUUUCAGGAUAAAAAUAAAAUUCAAAUAUAUGCUGUUAACCAGUCUAGUUUACAUUGCAUUAACACAAGUCUGAUGUGGAAUGCCUUAAUUAAAAUUAAUUAAAUAUUAAAAUAUGUUGAUGACUUUAAAUCGAAAUAAGUUUGUAUAAAGAAAUGAAAAAGUAGAAUUAGAAAAUAAUUAAUCAUGAACGCUGUUCAAAUUACGGUGCUUUUUUUUUAAUUUGACUGAAUGUAUGUGUGUCGUAUGUAUUUAAGAAAACGUGAAAUUCGUUAAAGGAAUAUUUAUAAAAUAUGUCGUCUUUUUGCAAAAGAAAUACCAAAUUCAGAUGUAGUUUUCAAAUAGAUGGCAGCUUAUAUAUUUAUUAUUAUCUGUAAUAUAAAGUUGUAUGUUGUAGUUGCAUAGGAUAAACAUUGCAGUGGCAAGGAAAAUUUUGCUUAAUUAUCAAGUUCAAAUUGACGUUUACUUGAACAACAGUUCCUUAAGAUAAAAAUUAUCUGCAUUCUAAUUAAAAGUAAAAGACUACGCCGCCUAAAACUAAUAUUAUAUUUGUCUGAAGGAGGAGUUUUACUAUUCUACGUGUUAUAUACGUAGAUGAACUUAAAAAUAUAAUAAAUAGUAGAACUUAGCGCCUGCUAGUAUUUUUAUUCUGGGUAUUUUUGUGUUUUUUAUUAUUUUUAAUUUAUGCAAUUAAAUGUUAAAAAGCAAUAUCACUAUCAAAAAAUCGACCAAAUGCAUUUCCAACCUUAUUUAUCUUAUUAGGCUAUUUAUUUCAAAUAAAAAAAACAUGCGACAUUUAUUAAAAUAUUAAUUGAUUCAUUAAGUUAAUUUAAUGAGUUAAUUAAUAUGAUACAAUUUUCAAGGUUGUACUUUGACUGUUCUUUUGUAUAACAUGUUGUAUUAAUAAUUUAUUAUUAUAUUACAAAUCGCCACCCACCAAAACCAAAAACCAAUGCCGAUUUCUAACUUAAUGACCUUAAUUAAAGACAUCUAAUCACGCAAGUUCGAAGUUCCUUCACAUAUAUGUGGGAAACUUGAAAUUACGUGGUAAGGAAAAUUGAUAUCGAAAUCGCUGUUGGCAGGUUUGUGGAAAUCUUAAACACCAGACUAUCUAUCACCACUUUAAGCAAGAUUUAAGCAUGUGUACCGCGUGUCAUAUUAAUCUUGCUUGGAAUGGCUUUGAUAGUCCUGGUUGAAAAUCUAUAUGUGAAGAGAAUUGAAAAACUGUCGUAACUAAAUUACUGCCAGUUGUUAUAAACUGUGAUACCUACUUUGAUAAUUGUCAAUUAUUGUAAGUAAUAAAGGUAUUUUAAGUA